This is a messenger RNA of Cololabis saira (Pacific saury), 6370 nucleotides long. It is a transcript of the gene ly75, whose product is annotated as lymphocyte antigen 75. Gene Ontology annotation, molecular function: signaling receptor activity. The record is from RefSeq and is a predicted model, not a curated record. Lineage: Eukaryota; Metazoa; Chordata; Actinopteri; Beloniformes; Belonidae. The transcript is spliced from 35 exons. Bases 152 to 5374 code for a protein of 1740 amino acids.
UUACAUCUGACAGCUGGGAGUUGCAGGGUGAGGUUUUAUAUCUCUCCACUUUCUGUUUGGAGCUCGCGUGUCGAUCGAUCCGUCCAAUUUUACUGCUCCAGACUGAGAGGGGCAGAUCCUUCAUGAAUCCAUCAAAAAAGCUGGCUUGACCAUGUGGAAACUAUCCGGAGCGACACUGUGGUUGUGUGUGUUCGCGGUGCUGGACACCAACACAAACUGGGGCUCUUGUUCACCGGCCAGCCCUCGAGGUUUUGACGAGGAUGCUUUGGCCAUUCAGCACGCAAGCACGGGGAAGUGUUUGGGUAAAAAGGACUCGGCAAACUUGAGCCUCGUCACCUGCAACUCAACCAGCACAUCUCAGCUGUGGAAGUGGGGCUCGGGUCACCGGCUGUUCCACGUGGCCACGGCGCGCUGCUUGGCGCUGGACGUUCACUCUAAGGCUCUGGCCCUGGUUGACUGUGGCUCCAGUAUCGGCCUGCAGUGGCAGUGCCUGCACGGACAAGUUUACACCGUUUACCAGAUGGGCCUGGCGGUCAGCGAGGGCAAAGUUACGGUGAAGCGAGACGUCAAUGACACUUGGGUAAGGGGAGGAACCCAAAACAACAUUUGCCAGAAGCCUUAUCGGGUCGUCCACACCUCUGGUGGGAACUCAGCUGGAACCCCCUGCGAGUUCCCCUUCAAAUACAACGGCAGCUGGUAUCACGGAUGCCUUCCCGAUGCAGAUCUCCCAGGACUGUCCUGGUGUGCUACUUCCUCAGACUAUGACCAAGAAAAGAAGAAGGGGCACUGUCUAAUACCUGAAGACGGCUGCCACUCCCUGUUUGCUGGCCCAGAAGGGGAUUCCUGUUAUGAGUUUGUUUCCACUGCAGCCGUGACCUGGCAUGAAGCUUUGGAUUCGUGUCGUAGUCAGGGAGCGGAUUUGCUCAGUGUAACGGAGUCCGAUGAUCUUAACUCCAAAACUUUGUUGGAUGGCCUUGGUGACAUGCCUAAGAAGAUGUGGAUCGGCCUUCACCAGUUGGACACCUCUCAGGGUUGGCAGUGGUCCGACGGCUCCCCGCUCUCCAUCUUGCGUUGGGAACAAGGAAUGCCAUCCACUUCCAUGAUCAUUGAGACGGACUGUGGCGUUCUGAACUCCGGGAAGAAUUACGAAUCUGAGUCAUGCAAUAAACGGCUGCCGUACAUCUGCAAGAAGAGGCUGAAUGCUUCUGACACAGCAACAGAGCCAUUUGUAUACAAGGAGACACUUUGUGCAGAGGGGUGGGUGCCAUGGAACGGUUGGUGUUACAAGUUAAUGAAAGAUGAGCCAAAGAGCUUUUUGGAUGCCCAGAGUCACUGCAACACCACAGAAGGAGGAAUUUUAGCCAGUUUUCACUCCAUCGACAGCAAAGAGAUGAUCAGCACUCAAUUCCAUCCAGACGGCAAUUUGUUGGAUGUGUGGAUCGGUCUGUCCGGCGUCGGCAUGACCUCCACCGUUUUCAAGUGGACAGACUCAAACCCCGUCACCUUCACCUACUGGGACCAAAAACAACCUACCCAGCCCACUCAGGAAACGGCCUGUGUCUUCUACGCUGGGGAGUCUCAUGCUUGGCGGGUUGGCGACUGUACACAGAGGCUGCCUUUCAUGUGUCAAAAACAAGGAAAAGUGAAUGAAUCUGCGGCACAAACUGGAUGUAGCUUUGAAGAUGGUUGGAGGAGGCAUGGUAACUCCUGCUAUCAAGUGAAGACUGAACAAGUACACUUCAAAGAUCACUGCAACUUUACUAUAAGAAACAGGUUUGAGCAAGCCUUUAUCAACCGUCUGCUUGUAGAACAUGUGCAGAAGGAAGCUCAGUAUUUCUGGAUAGGGCUGCAGGACAUCAAGGGCACAGGAGAGUACCAGUGGAUGAGCCAAGAUGUGGUUACAUACUCCAACUGGGGCUGGUUUGAACCAGAAGGGGAUGGCGGUUGUGUUGUGAUUUCCACUGCAAAGCCACUUGGCAAGUGGGAGGUGAAGAACUGCACCCUGUUUAAAGCCGGUACCAUUUGUAGAAAAGACCUCGGUGCGCCUGCACCUCCAGAACCAGAGGUGGACCCUAAUGCUACCUGUCCCGAUGGAUGGACAUCCCAGCCCAACAUCAAGUAUUGCUACAAGGUGUUUCACAAGGAAAGGCUUAGCAGGAAACGCUCCUGGGAGGAAGCCCAGAUGUUCUGCCAGUCUUUAGGAGCCGAUCUGCCGAGCUUCACAAAUAUGGCUGAGAUGCGGGCCCUCCACAGCACCAUGAGAGAAACUAUCAGUGAUAAUCGCUACUUCUGGGUAGGCUUGAACAGGAGAAACCCAGAUGAUCCCUCCUGGGAGUGGAGCGAUGGCCGGCCUGUAUCUAUGGAUGUUUUACACUACAAUUUCCACGACGAUGAUGUGUAUAAUCGGGACUGCACUGCAUUCAAGACAACAAGGAGUUCCUUGCCAUCCUUGUUAGUGAUUCUGUUUCAUGACGUACCUGCCCCACCUUUCCACGCCAAGCCGUUUCACUGCGAUGCUCAGCUGGAGUGGGUCUGCCAAAUUCCCCGUGGAAAAACACCAAAAAACCCGGACUGGUACAAUCCUGGUGGGCACCAUGAAUCAUCUGUCUUUUUAGAUGGAACAGAAUUUUGGUUUGUAAAGGAGCCAAAGGUCAAUUUUGAGGAGGCAAGGCUCUACUGCGAAGCGAGUGAAAGUAAACUGGCAGCUCCAGACAGCACCAGAGCUUUAACAAGGAUCCAGCAGCAGCUGGAAAAGUUGUCAAGUUCUCCCAUGCAAAACUGGUGGAUGAACAUGAGACCUGAGGGGAUGAUCCCUAUGACGCAUAUCUGGAGGUACCGUUAUCGUUCAUUUUUCUUGGGACGAUGCACCUUCAUCAGUCCUGAACAUCUCUAUCCAGAUUGGGCUGACAGUUGCCAACAGCAAAAUUCCUUCAUUUGUGAAAAACACAACAUCACAUCAGUGGAGAAACAACCCCUGGAGCCUCAUCCUGGAGGAUUUCCCUGUGGAAACGGAUCGCUGUCCUUCCGAAAUAAGUGCUACAUGCUGAUGAACAAGGAGUCAGCGAAGUCGGUUUCAUUCACAACGGCCAAUGAUUUGUGCCAGUCUGUGAAGGGAACCCUGGUCACCAUAUCAGAUCAGGUGGAACAAGACUUCAUCAACACCCUCUUGCCAACUUUGAGUGACAUGCGAAACAUUUGGAUUGGCCUGAAGAUCCAGCAAAGUGACCCUGUGUGGGUGGACGAGUCCCCGGUUGACUACAUCAAUUUUAACCCCCUGCUCCUGGGCAUGCACAAGGCCAUAAAAAUCAACAAAUGGGAUGCAGAGAGUUUGGACAUGUGUGCAUACUUGCUCCACAAUCCCAGCUCUGACAUGCUGGGGACUUGGGACUAUUCGUCUUGUGCCCACUCCAGAAAUGUGGGCAUUUGCCAACACUAUGCAGAUAAAGUGGAGGAGCCCACCAUCCCCAUGGAUCCUUUCACUGUGAACAACCAUACUUUCCUGCUGGUUGCCCAGAAUCUCUCCUGGUUUGAGGCCGUGCAGCAGUGCAUGGCUAAAGACAUGGAUCUGGCCAGUGUGCCAGAUACCAUCGUACAGUCCACCCUCACUGUCCACGUGAGCCGCGCACAGACGCCCAUGUGGAUCGGCCUCUUCAGUGAAGACGAUGGACUCCACUACCGCUGGACCGACCACAGCCACACGGUGUUCAGUCGCUGGUCUACUGAACCCGCCAGCGGCUCCUGCGUUUACCUCGACACCGACGGCUUCUGGAAAGCCACAGAUUGCGAGACGCAGAUGAGAGGAGCCAUCUGCCACAAACCACACAGGGAGAUCAUCAACACACCAGAGGAUGUUGCUGUUAAGUGCCCUCAUAAUAUUAAAGGCCCAAACUGGAUCCCCUGGAGGAACAACUGCUACACCUUACAGCUGGUGGGAUCCAGAUGGGAAGCCUUUAACAGCGGCCACGUUCAGGAUACAUGCAAGAGACUUCAUGCAGAUGCAGAGAUCCUAACCAUCAGAGACGACGAGGAGAACGAGUUCAUCAGGGGUCAGCUGGUACCCUUUAAAUCCUUGGUGCAGUUUGUCUGGCUGGGUCUGUUCCAAGAUGAAAACGAUAACCAAACAAAGUGGUACGAUGGAACAAUGGUCCAAUAUUCCAAAUGGCCCGGAGGCAGACCGGAUAUCAACGGGCCGUUCAUGGCUGGCAUCACCACCGAUGGCAACUGGAUACUUGUUACAGACAAAAACAUCUACCCACAGUUCAGACAACGGUCGAUUGUGACCUGCAAGCUGGAGUAUGAAUCCAAAAAGGAGUACUUCCGUUCACCGGAGGAUCUUCAGCAGUACGGCACCUUAACAUAUAAGUUAGUGAAAAGAAAGCUGAACUGGUACCAGGCUCUAGAAGAGUGCGGUAAACUUGGUGGUCACUUAGCUAGUAUCCACGACUUCGAGCAUGAUGCACAUAUCAAGCGUAUCAUCAAAACCGAUGGCUUCCCGCUCUGGAUUGGCCUGUCAAACCAUUCCGGUGGUUCGGAGUAUGAGUGGUCUGACGGAACAACAUGUAACUACACUUCCACCAUCUCUGAUUCACAAGCGAGCUCCAGCUCGGGGCAGCUGGAGGCCAGCUGCGUUUUUGUAAACUUCUCUGGAACCUGGGUGAGAACCGGCUGCUCUGCUGUGAAAGAAGGCGCCAUCUGCUACACCACCACCAUCACCAACGCUUACCAAAGAGCUGCAGUGAAUCCGACCGCAGAGUCCAGCCACUGCCCUCAGAGCAGUGGACCGUCCAAGUGGGUUCAGCAUCAGGAUCACUGCUACGCCUUUGACAUGAGCUUCUACAACUACAGCGUCUACAGCAUGGAGCAGGCCGGGGCCAUUUGCCAGAAAUUAGAUGCUCAGCUGCUGACCGUCCAAACCAAAGAGGAGAAUGACUUCUUGGCGAAGUACGUCACCGAUAACCCUCUCAUCACCAGUCGACUGUGGCUUGACAUGAAACUUGAUUCUCAAGACCAGCCCAUUUCCUGGCAGGAUGGUUUACCUCUCGAAUAUGUUAACUGGAAAUCUGGUGAACCUCCAUCUAAUGAUGUUUCUGGGAAGCUGUCGGAGGCCCGCUGUCCCGUCAUGAUGGCCGGAGAUGGUGGAGUCUGGAAUAUGGUCAGCUGCAAAUCCACCAGCAGUCGUGUUGUCUGCAAAACCCAAUCAAAGUCUUCAGGGAGUCCUGUGGCACUGGGUCUCUUCAUCGUGGUCUUCAUCGCUCUGCUUCUGGCCAUCGGCUUCGUGGUCUACAAGAAGAAAAAGUCCCACUUCACGUCCACGAUCCGCUACGAGAGGACCCUCGACGACCUGGACGCCACCAGUAUAAUAGACGCUGACUGAGCUUGUAGUAGUAAUCAGCCUCAGGGAGUAUUAAUAUGCCUGCCUCACGUGCAUUUUACUUCUCAAUUGAGUGGACAUGGAUGCCCUCCCUCCCUUUUUAAAUUGUUUUUUUAUUGUCCUGUUGUUGGGUUAUUUAUUUUCCUGCUUAAGCCAGAAAAUUUUCUAUAAUUGGGUGUAAAACUGUAUAUAUUGUUUUGAAAGUUGUGAAUAGCUGCCAAAGGUUCUUAAUUUGGGUUACUUCAGACCUUUUCUUUGUUUAGUUUUUUAGUAAGAAGAUCUAAUGCUAAUGCUUGAACUUAUUCUGCCAAAUGUUCAUCAAUGACAAAGGUGAUGUUCUGAGUUGAUUCACAGAGAUACACAACCUGAUCUGUCUUAGACCCCCCCCCCCCAAAAAAAAAAAAGUCUUAGAGGGUCUAAUUGCACUGACAUGAGUGGCUUUACACUAUCAGAAUCAAACUGUGCCGUUAUGUUUUUUUAUUUUAUGUACGGUUGAUCAAACUAGACUGUUGAAGGAUUUAAAUUUGGCAAACGACACUCUGAACAUAACAAGUGCCUGAAAAUACAAGAUUACCUGCUGUCCUUCACUUCACGUGUUUUAUAUCCAAGUAGUUCCACCCUUCAAAUAUGCAUGACACAGCCAGACGCCUAAUAAGUCUACAUGUUAUUGCAAGCUUUAUGAAGCCCUUUAGUGCUUGGUUUUCUUUAUUAGACUCUAACUGUGACUCUAAGCUCCAGUUUAUUGGACUGAAUUCCGGGCGAUCAUUUAAAAAAAAAAAAAAACGUUUCAAAGCACAAUAAAACUGAGAUUACACUUUGCUUAAAGAAGGAUACACCUGUAAUUUCAGCUGGACUUUGCCUUUUUUGUAGCCAGUCCCCUUCGUCUCGGACAGUGCCUUCCUACAUCCUCAGUGAACGGGUUUUUAUUCAUUACUUUUUCUGUAAUUUUAAUUAUGCCUUAUAGUAGGUUUGUCAGGUCACGAAAGAAAAACACGAAGA